This is a messenger RNA of Symsagittifera roscoffensis, 1218 nucleotides long. RefSeq lists its product as uncharacterized. Lineage: Eukaryota; Metazoa; Xenacoelomorpha; Acoela; Convolutidae. The record is from RefSeq and is a predicted model, not a curated record. Gene Ontology annotation, cellular component: extracellular region. The coding region runs from base 214 to 1011 and encodes 265 amino acids. The transcript is spliced from 7 exons.
AUAGAAGAACAAGUUACAACUGUGUUGAAUGACUCCGUUUUGACAGAAAUUUCACAUUUGUAGCUAAUAAUAUGAUUUUUCUGACCAUUCAAAGAAAAGUUCAACUAAUUGAGAGUUCUAGAAAUUUGUUUUUUGAUAGAAUCUAAAUAAAUAUAAUAUCUGAAAAAAUUAAUUAUUUCUUAAAAUUAAGUAAUUCUUUUUUUCAAAAGCUAGAUGGGAAAAGAAAACGGCUAUAUCCAUUUGUUUACUAUUUGGCUUCUGAUUCUCAGAUCCGCCGAGGGAACUUUCCAAAGUGCUGUUCUGGCCAAACACAAUCUGCAUCGCGGAAAUGCAGGGUUGACCUUGUUGCAAUGGAACGCCGGUCUUGCAGCGAAGGCCCAAGAGCACACCGACAACCUAGCGCAGCCCGCAGAUAGCUGUGGCUUCGCUCAUUCGACAUCCGCCUUCCGAGAUCAGGGACAAGGUGAAAAUCUCUACAAGACCAGUGCGACAGGUAUAACGGAUGAUGAGCUGGGCACUACUGCUUCCACUGCGUGGUACAGUGAGAUAAGCAAAUACAAGUACCCCCUUCUCACUGACCCCGUCAGCAAGUGGGACUUCUGCGUCGACUGGACUAAAGUCGGACACUUCUCCCAGAUGAUGUGGGCACAAACCACUGAGAUUGGCUGUGGUUUUACUGCUUGUAACUUCAAUGGACACACCAUCGUCACUUGUCACUAUCUACCGGCUGGAAACAUGCAAGGCGCAUCGAUGUUCGCCGAGGAAAACUACAAUCAGCUGAUUGCCAGUGGAGAAGUGCUGGCUAGAUGCGGUGGCGGCACGACAACAACAGUGACAGUCGGACCAGCUGACACGACUACUAAUGAGCCUUCAACUUCUGCUUCAGUCGAGGAAACCACAAUAGAUCAAAGAAGUGGCAAAACAGGGUUGUUUGCGAUAAUGCAUAUGGCGAGUGGUAUGCUUUUGGUGGGCUCUGCAGCGAAAAGAAUUCUCAUGUGGAUCAAUAUAUGAUGUGAUAAAGACACGCGAAGGAAUUCCUUGUGAUUUAUAACCUUCAAAAAACUAUCAGCGCUUUUAGUCUUUAGUAUAAGCAUCUCUGUCAUGUAAGAACCAUUAAAAACCAAGUAAAAAAAGGCAUUAUUUCACUAUUUUCAGUUAUCAGCAGAAUUUUUUCUGCACCUAAAUAUUUAAUAACAUUACAAAGCUGAAGAUUUUGAG